Ruditapes philippinarum (Manila clam) is the source of this 2346-nucleotide messenger RNA. RefSeq lists its product as uncharacterized. Bases 140 to 1873 code for a protein of 577 amino acids. NCBI's taxonomy places the organism in Eukaryota, Metazoa, Mollusca, Bivalvia, Venerida, Veneridae. The transcript is spliced from 2 exons. Gene Ontology annotation, molecular function: zinc ion binding. The record is from RefSeq and is a predicted model, not a curated record.
UAUCGAUAUUGAAUUCCAUGAACGCAUAAAUCCAAUAGUAACAGCAAAUAUUUAUGUUAAACCUUUAGAAAAGUUUGGAUCACUACAGUGGAUGAUUUCAAACCUGUGACACAAUAUUGAGCAUAACUUAAGGUAAAACAUGGCAGUGUCAGGAAAGAAAGCUUCAAAACAAUUUUCAUCAUCUACAACAUCCAUGGCAUCAGAUGAAGAUCUUCAAAUUUACUGCCAGCCUUGUGACGAGGAAGGACCAAGACUCCCUGCACAUGGUUACUGUACUGACUGCAAGGAACACCUUUGCCACACAUGCUUUACAGCCCAUAAAAUAAAUAGGCUUUCUAAACACCAUACACUUAAGGACGCUACUAAUAUGCCUAAAGUUUUGCAGCAACCCUCAACAUCCAUACACACAGGUCAGUCUAAUGUCCUAACCACAUCAUGUCUGAAACAUCCACAAGAAAUUCUCAAGUUCUACUGCAAUGACCAUACAGAAUUUCUGUGCAGUGUUUGUGUUACCCUUGAACAUCAAGUUACUUCCUGCAAAGUCAACUAUAUACCAGACAGUUCUGGUGAUAUUAUAGACAGCAAAGAAUAUCAAGUUAUCUUGAAUGCAGUAAAUACCACUUCCGAGAAAUUUCAACAGAUGGUAGAAGAUGUCAAGAACAUGAUAUACAAAUCAAAUAGCUCUCUCAAAGAUGCAUUCGUUGACAUUAAAAAGUUUCGGCAAGAAAUCAACCAAAGACUAGAUGAACUUGAGAGACAGGCUGAAGAUGCAGCUAAAGUCAUAGAACAAGAUAACAAAAAACAUCUGAAAGCAGUAGAAGAAAUUUGCGAAGAUAUAACCAAAUCUUUGAAGAUAUCAGCAGACAAAAUCAAACAACUUAACACAUCAAAACAGGCCAACAAACUUUUCAUGGAACUUAAACUUGCAGAGAAAACAAUACAGAAUGUGGAGGGAAAAGCACAACAACUUUUAUCAUAUGAUAUCAAAGAGCACAACUUUCAAUCAAAUGAUGUAAUAUUAAAUUUGUUUAAAAAAAAGAAGUCACUGGGUACACUGAAAAGUUUUAAUAAAAAACGUCAACCUAUACAAAUUAAAUCUAGACAGUCUUCACAUGAGGGACAAUUCCGUGUGAAGACAUCAAAAGAUGAAUAUAAUUGCAAUAUAACAGGAAUGACUCUGCUGGCUCCUGAUCUUCUUAUCAUCACUGACCACUAUAACAAUGCCAUAAAGAUGGUGGAUACCAGCAGUAAAUCUGUGUUUGAUCAACUACAACUAGAUGCUGGACCAUUGGAUAUCACCAGAGUAACCAGUACUGAACUUGCUGUCAUACUUCCUAACAUACAAACAAUACAAUUUAUAUCAAUCUCAUCAAACAAACUUGUAAAGAAGCACGCAGUGAAGGUUGAUGUUGACUGUCAAGGUAUAAGCUGUUACCAAGAUAAACUUGUUGUGUCAUUCCUUAAUCCUGCAAAACUUCAGAUACUUGAUAUGAAUGGCACUAUACUGACAACAAUUGAUGGAAAUAAUAUUUUCAGAUCUCUAGGUGAUGUCAUCAGUAACAGAAGUUCUAUCUAUGUAUCUGACUUAGGCAUGAAGACAGUAACAAGAUUAAACUGGCAGGGUGAUGUGAUAGGUAGUUAUAGUGGUAUGAGUUACCCUAGAGGAAUGUCACUGUCAGAUGAUGGUAAUGUCUUUGUUUGUGAUUAUGACAGAAAUGUUGUAGAAGAGAUAUCAGGAGACUGUUCAACAGGAAAUGUGGUUCUGCAAGACCUGAAGGGACCAGUGGCUGUAUGUUGGUGUGGAGAAACAAAGAAGCUGUAUUAUAGCUGGGAUUCACUAGACAACUUCCUUUACAUCUAUAAACUGUCGUAGAACAAUACAAUCUUAACUGUAUUAUCAAAAUAAGUUAAUACCUAAUUCACUGCAUGUUUGUUCUUUUUCGUACAUUAAAGUGGAUAGAUCUAUAAUGAGCACAUUUUCCAUUAGUGUUUUAAAAAUCAAUGAAAACAAUAGGAAUGUAUCAUUUGGAAAUUCUCUUAAAACAUUGCUUGGGGAAAAAAGGGUUGUUAAUGUUCUAAGUAGUAUACAAAAUGUACAUAGUAUUAAACAUUUAUAUGAUGAAUAAUAAUAUUUUGUUAUAGAACAUUUUUAUUAUCUGCAAUAUAAAUAUAUAUGUAUUAUAGGAUCAUGUGUCUUACACCUGCCAACAACAUCCAUAAAUGAUUCUAUUGUGGUUUGUUGAAAUAUCUGAUAAUAAAUACUAUCAGCAUAAUUAUUUUUUGUAUUACAGACCAAACAUUAUAGACCGAUUCAUUUUAAGUCAUCAAAAAUAAAAUUGAAUUUUG